This is a messenger RNA of Haemonchus placei, 708 nucleotides long. The record is from the annotation of a GenBank genome assembly. Lineage: Eukaryota; Metazoa; Nematoda; Chromadorea; Rhabditida; Trichostrongylidae.
AUGGCGGAAGUCUAUGCAUUGGAGAUCUCAUCGAAUGUAUCCGAAUUCCCUUACGAAAAGAAGUAUCCAUCAACGCUUACACUUGGGGAACUCAAGAAAAAGCUAGAGCUGGUUGUCGGAGCAACAUCUGAAAACAUCCAUAUCGAGCUUCACGAUGCUGAAGGAAAAUUCGUUUCGUCAUUGACGGAUGGAGGCAAAAGUCUCAAAGAACUGGGAGUUAAGAGUGGUAUGCGACUUCGUGCAGUUGAUGUUUCUGGUCAGAACGCAGAGUUACAAGAUGACAGUAUGGUUGAAAAAUACACGAUUAGCGAUGAUCAGUACGACAAACGAGAAGACAGUGUACGAGCAUGGAAGAAGAAGUUGCUUGCUGAAAAUGCCACUGGUCAUGAACACGCUGCUUCGGACCAUGGUGACCUGAAUGAAGAGCUGGUGAAGAAGAUAAAGGUUGGAGAUCGUUGUGAAGUGCGUGUUCGUGGUGCAGUACCACGUCGUGGAGUGGUGGCAUUCGUCGGGGAAACGAAAUUCCGAGAGGGGCCUUGGGUCGGUGUCACGUACGAUGAACCGGUCGGCAAAAAUGAUGGGGCAGUCGCUGGUGUCAGAUAUUUUCAAUGUGACGACAAGCAUGGCGGUUUUGUGCGGCCUGUAGAUGUUGCUACCGGUGAUUUCCCACCAUUUACAUCUGGUGAUAACGAGAUGGAUGAGAUCUAA